Molecule: messenger RNA, 1536 nt
Organism: Coprinopsis cinerea okayama7#130
Lineage: Eukaryota; Fungi; Basidiomycota; Agaricomycetes; Agaricales; Psathyrellaceae
Exons: 3
Coding region: 1-1536 (511 amino acids)
Source: RefSeq, a predicted model, not a curated record
AUGUCUGCCAUUUUUCCACAAGAGGUCUUCGACAUCAUCAUUGACAUCCUUGGAAGCCGUCCAAAACCGCGCAACGACCCAGCAGACCGACUGGACUACUUCUUCGCGCGAAAUGCUCUGCGAAAUUUGGCGUUGGCGGGGUCGUAUGGCAUCCUGGAACGUUGUAGGAUUUACCUGCUCCCGACUCUAAAGCUGCGGACCCCAGCCAGGACAGAGGAAUUUGAAUCUUUCCAUCCGAAGCUUCUGGGUGGGAUUGAGGCUUUCGCUCGACCAGAGGCCCCAGUCGGCCUCGUCCGCAGGCUGGAGUUGGAAUUCCGGUGGGAUAGGUAUAGCAAUGGCGGCUUGUUCGACUUCCAGGCUGAGGCUGGGAAGUGUUUAAAGGCCAUGGCCAGUCUCCUACCCGAUAUCUUCGCUCUUUCCUUCCCCAAUCUCGAAUAUCUAGCCAUUAGGGGUCCAGUGGACGAUACACCGUUGGAACUCCGAGAGGCUGCAGUGGAGACCCUCUCAUCAAAGUUCUUCAAGCGAACGCCACUAAAGGAAGUCCACCUCUCGAAUCUCAACACCGACAUAUCCCUCCUCUACGACCUUCCAUCUUCCCUGACUCGCUUCGAGUUCAUCCAGGCAGACUUCAUCGAUUACGCUCCCUGGACGGACGAGAUGCCAGUACUCGCUUUGAACGCCCCCGAUAUGAUAUUGUGGCCCAAGACUUCUGUUUGCACCGCGAUCGCCUUCGAAGAAGCUUCCACGUUCAACCACCUCAGGAAAUUGAACUUCGUCAUCUCCGACAGGACGUCCCAAAUGACCCUCCCACUCGUCCUUGCAAAGGUACCAACCACGCUGGAGGAACUGUACAUCACCUAUCACCGAACAGGAUUGGGCUACGACAUCGAAAUCGUCCCCGAUUUGCCCCAGUUGACUAAACUGGGGAUCAAGUUUCCCUGGUCCCUCCUCAGGGAACGCGCCGACGAGAACAUCGCCUUCCCCACUCCUUUCACCCUAUGCACGCAAGCAAACCUCAACCAUAUUGCCUUGCACAACGUUACACACCUUGAACUCGACUACGAAUGGAGGUUCACUCUUCGCAGCUACCGCGAGUACGGCAAGACCCACGAGUUGAUUCAAGAAGCGAGAAGUCAUCUAUCAGAUAUCGACACAAUGCUCGGGGACCCGUCAAGUCCCUUCCACCGACUACGCCACGUAAAGCUCUGGCUGACCGCACGGGUUGAUUGGGAGUCGGAGGAUUGUUGGGUGAAGGAAGAGCAGGAGAGGCUGGAUUUGGAGUGCAACAGGCGCAUCACUGAGGAGGCCAAGGUGGUCUUCAGGAAGACUCUGGGGAGGAUGGAAAGUUUCGAGGUCUGGUCUCGCGGAUGGCUCGGAUCGCCCAUUUUCAACGGCGCCUUUUACUCUGACGUAGAGCAUAGAAGCGCGGUUGCGUGCCGUGAAGUGCCGUCGACUUCUCGCAAGUUCGAGAAUGUUGAAGCAUACGGUCACCCAUCAGUGUGGGGGGAUAUCACCAAUGGCUGCGUGGAGAUGUAA